Messenger RNA from Zonotrichia albicollis (white-throated sparrow), 1321 nucleotides. NCBI's taxonomy places the organism in Eukaryota, Metazoa, Chordata, Aves, Passeriformes, Passerellidae. The record is from RefSeq and is a predicted model, not a curated record.
UUGUCUGGGUUCCUGUAUGUGCCACCGCGUCUCCAGCCCUAUGAGGUAAUCCCAGCAGAUCUUUCUCUGCCAAACCCAGGGGCUGAUGCAUCCCCUUCCCUGCUCCGGUGCCGGGCUCCUGCAUUCCAGGAUCCUUUCCCCACUGAUGGGAAUGAGGGUUUCUCCUCCCCAUUGUCUCUUGGCCUCGCUUGCUGCAGGAGGGGUGUCCUGCUGGCAGUCAGUGGCUGAGCAGUGUGCUGCCCACUAUGGCUGGUUGGUUUAGGAGGCUCCUGCACAAACCCAAGUCCAGCUCAGUGGAAAGCCUCAAGUCCACCCACUCUGCUUCAUCCUCGCCUUCCUCCUCCUCCUCAUCCUCUGCCAAGAGCUCCAGCUCCUCUCCUGGCACGAGCCUGGCCACCAGCUCCAUCUCGCUGUCUCCCGUGUCAGCAGUGGACAUCAGCGCCUCGCACAGCCCCCGGUGGGACAAGAGCUACGACGUGUGCAUCUGCCACAGCGAGGGGGACGUGGAGCUGGUGUCAGAGCUGGUGUCCUACCUGGAGGGGCAGCCCGAGAGCUUCCGCUGCUUCCUGCAGCUGCGCGACGCGGCGCCGGGCGGCGCGGUGGUGACGGAGCUCUGUGACGCCGUGCAGAACAGCCACUGCUGGGUCAUGCUCAUCACCCCCAGCUUCCUGCAGGACCCCUGGUGCAGGUACCAGAUGCACCAGGCCUUGGCUGAGGCUCCCAUGGCCAACGGACGCACCAUCCCAGUGCUGAAGGACGUGGAUCGCAAGGACUAUCCCAGGGAGCUGCGGAGCAUCUACUACAUCUACAUGGCCCUGAAGGAGAAGAGCUUCAGGCAGAUCAGAGACACUGUCAUGCGCUACCUCCAGGAACUGUGCCAGAGCUCCACAAAAAGCAUGGAGUAGUGCUGGAAGCAGGCAGAUGCAUUCCCAUGGGCAUCAUGGAGCUGCCACUGUUGGAUCUGAGCGUUGGCACGUCCCGUUGGACCUUGAGGUCAAACCUGAGCUGCUCAGACCGGACCUGGGACCAAAGAUGGAGAGUUCUCCGCAUCCAUGAGGGACAGCAGACUGGAGCCCACCACGUCCUGGUGGCCAAAAUCUCCUCGAUGGGGAGAGGGACAUCCAUCACACAAACACUAAGCUCUGGUGUUGGUGCUUCUCAGGGUCAUGAGAGCUCUUUACUGCACUGGCAUUCUCUGUCCUGAGGGCUCCGGGACGCCUACUAAGCUGACAAGAUAUGUGGGCAGGACAAGAUAUGAGGCAGGCAGUGACGCUGCACGGAAUCGUUGCGUCUACGAAAAUGCAGAAGUUUUACAUUUUGA